UUCUUAAUUUAUGUAAAAUCGUUUUCAUAGGUCAAAUGUCAAUUAAGAAAUCCUGUCAAAAGCAAUAGAUAGUGUGUCAUUUGUUGAUAAACCAUUAUCACUAAAAACAUUCAUUUCUGGAUUUAUACUUUUUUGGUUAAGCUUUAAAGUGUUUCAAACAAACAAGAUCCUAAAAACCGAUCAUGAAAGGUGGAACUAUUCCAAUAUGUUUUUAUAUGAUUCUUACUUCCAGUAUUGGUAGUCUAAUGGCGACAAAUAAAAGCCUUUACUUUGGAUAUGGAAGCAAUUUGCUGGAAAGACGAAUGCACCGGUCUAAUCCUAAUGCUGUUAGAUAUGGAAAAGGUGUAUUGAAGGAUUACACAUUAGACAUGGGCACAUAUGGGCACUUUUGGAAAGGCUGUGGUGCAAAUAUAGUCCAAUCGCCUGGAGACAAGGUCUGGGGAGCUCUAUGGCAGUUGAAGGAUGAAGAUUUUGUGAAUUUAGACCGGCAAGAAAGCGUACAUAAGAAUGUUUAUAAACGAAUAAUAGUACAAAUAGAAACCCCAGAAGGCCAAAAACUAAAUGCUAUAGCAUAUCAGAAUGUAAAACAAUUCGAACGGUUUGAUUUGACGAACUUACCGACAGAAAGACGACCUAGUCCAGCUUACAUGGAUGUCAUAAUCAAAGGAGCCCAAGAAACAGGCCUGCCAAUAGAUUACAUCAACUUUUUAAAGACUAUUUCGACCAAUGGCAUCGAUCAUGUUCCAAACUUAGAUCCAGAAAAAUAGGAUAAGUGUAUAUUAACUUUAAUUGUAAAGUUGUUUGUAAAUUGUAAAUAAAGAAAAUUUAUUUUGUUGGUACA
Diabrotica virgifera virgifera (western corn rootworm) is the source of this 841-nucleotide messenger RNA. Its product is annotated as gamma-glutamylcyclotransferase. Bases 183 to 767 code for a protein of 194 amino acids. The transcript has 3 exons. NCBI's taxonomy places the organism in Eukaryota, Metazoa, Arthropoda, Insecta, Coleoptera, Chrysomelidae. The record is from RefSeq and is a predicted model, not a curated record. Gene Ontology annotation, molecular function: gamma-glutamylcyclotransferase activity.